GAUGGGGAUCACCACGUGACUGCACGAGUGGUCGAUAUGGCAGCCCGUGAUCUUUUCGGAGCGAAACCAAGUGGGUUCUCGAGGCCGCCACAAAGCGAUUUGACACUGCUUCAUCCCACUCGCAAAUUCCCCGUCACGCCGUUUACCUGGUUGUGUCGCGCGCCGUUCACCAACAGUCUCUAUCGCCCUCAAUAGACCAGAGAUCGUCUCAGUCACGUUUGACUUCCUCGAGUGUGAAAUUUUAAUUCGCCAACCGCACGCCUCGGAAAGGCGCAACCCCGCCAAGAUGUCGUUGACCAACUGCCGUUUCUACGAGGAGAAGUAUCCAGAGGUGGAUAGCUAUGUGAUGGUGAAUGUGAAACAGAUCGCCGAGAUGGGCGCAUAUGUGAAGUUGCUGGAAUACGACAACAUCGACGGAAUGAUUCUCCUUUCCGAACUGUCACGAAGACGUAUUCGAAGUAUCCAGAAGCUCAUCCGUAUUGGCCGCAAUGAGGUCGUCGUGGUUCUGCGUGUCGACAAGGAGAAGGGUUAUAUCGAUCUGUCCAAGCGACGAGUGUCCGCUGAGGAUGUUGUCAAGUGUGAGGAGCGGUAUAACAAGAGCAAGGCUGUCCACUCGAUCAUGCGCCAUGUCGCGGAGAAGACGAAGACCCCUCUCGAGACCCUGUACCAGACGAUCGGUUGGCCAUUGAACCGGAAAUAUGGCCACGCCCACGAUGCUUUCAAGCUCGCUAUCACCAACCCUGAUGUCUGGAACGACGUCGAAGAAUUCCCUAGUCAGGUCGUCAAGGACGAGCUGUUGCAGUACAUCAGCAAGAAGCUCACCCCCCACCCCACCAAGGUUCGUGCAGACGUUGAGGUUACCUGCUUCGGUUAUGAGGGUAUCGAUGCUGUCAAGGAGGCUCUCCGCACGGCCGAGGCCAACAACACCCCUGAGAACCAGGUCAAGGUUAAGCUGGUCUCUCCUCCGCUAUACGUCUUGACCAGCCAGUGUCUGGACAAGAACCUGGGUAUCCAGCUCCUCGAAGAGGCGAUCAAGAACAUGGAGACGAAGAUCAAGGCAUCCGGCGGAGCCUGCAUUGUCAAGAUGGCGCCCAAGGCUGUUACUGAGCACGAUGAUGCUGAGCUGCAGGCUCUUAUGGACAAGCGCGAGCGGGAAAACAUGGAAGUCAGCGGAGACGAGAGCAUGUCGGAGAGCGACGAGGGUGUUCCCGAGUAAAUUGGCUUCCGAUCUCUUUCGACGAUUUCUCUGUUGUGAUUUAUGCGGUUUCUGAAUGCGGAUACAUGAGAAAUUUCGCGGGCUGUCGGGUUCCCUACAUGACGGAGGAGUGGCGGCAAAAAGUGAAACGAUUUCAUGCAUAGCAUUGUUACUUUGAUGGGAAAAAACAGGGUUGGUGACGUGGGUGCGUUCUCGAUCCGGGUUGCAUCAAGGGAAAAUGGGAUUCUAGACGGGACAAGUUGUC
Messenger RNA from Paecilomyces variotii, 1460 nucleotides. RefSeq names its product putative translation initiation factor 2 alpha subunit. NCBI's taxonomy places the organism in Eukaryota, Fungi, Ascomycota, Eurotiomycetes, Eurotiales, Thermoascaceae. The coding region runs from base 287 to 1216 and encodes 309 amino acids. The record is from RefSeq and is a predicted model, not a curated record. The transcript has 4 exons. Gene Ontology annotation, molecular function: translation initiation factor activity; ribosome binding; RNA binding. Gene Ontology annotation, cellular component: eukaryotic 48S preinitiation complex; eukaryotic translation initiation factor 2 complex; eukaryotic translation initiation factor 2B complex.